AUGAUUUUUGGAAAAACAAAAAAGAUUGCUUAUUCUGGUGAGGAGCCAACAGACCAUCUAGCAGACAGCUCAAAUAAUGAUGGGGCAGACACAACGAACAACAGCGGCAGAGCCAAAAUAGUGAGUGUAUUUUCCGCUUCUAAAGUUUUGACAUUUGCUCUUCUUUUGUGGCUAGUACAGUGUUCCAUCAUGUGCUCGGGAGGGUUCAUGGGGGAUCACUACAACAGGGGCAGGACAGCUGCUGUGAGAUCCAGUAGACUAUUAGGACAACCAUUCGUCCAAUUCGACGAUGUGUUCGAUCUCUAUCAGAAAAGCUUUUUAGACAAAAUGGGAUGCGAUAGCAAUCAGCAGGAUCAAAUUAGGACUAUGAUGAAAUCAUAUUUCGAUAAAAUAGAUUUUGAAGCCUUAGCUCAUCAAUUUCAACAAAACCCUUGUAGCAUCCUACAGUGUCCACCCGGAAUACCCACAAUGGCUGGAAUGACUGGAACGCCAGGAAUACCUGGAAUGUCGGGAAUGCCUGGAGCUGGAGGGUUCUUACCUGAAUUCCCCGGAAUGUGCGAACCUUCCAAUCUUUACAUGCCACCGUCAUCAGAUCCAGAGGCGAGUAAGGAAGCACAACCGAAGAAGAAGGAGGGUGAACAGGGUACUUCAAAUGAUGGUGAUGAACAGGAAACAGGAGAAGAACAAAAUGAAAAAAGACAGGAUCAAGGAAAAAAACAGAUAACAACCCCAACUGAUAAUAGUAAGCCUAAGAACCUUUCACAGUAUUUGAACUUUUUCAAUUUCUUGUCGUCCCCUUCCUUCCUUAUCUCGAGCUCAGUUAUAUCAGCAUAUUUCGGACAGUUUCAUGUUACUAUGGCUGCAUUAUUCAUAUUAUUUUUGAAAACAUUGAAUUUUUUCUGGAACCUCAAAAUGAUGCACGAUAUGUUAUUCCCAAAACCAAAAUAA
This is a messenger RNA of Plasmodium inui San Antonio 1, 948 nucleotides long. RefSeq lists its product as hypothetical. The coding region runs from base 1 to 948 and encodes 315 amino acids. The transcript is spliced from 2 exons. The record is from RefSeq and is a predicted model, not a curated record. NCBI's taxonomy places the organism in Eukaryota, Apicomplexa, Aconoidasida, Haemosporida, Plasmodiidae.